This is a messenger RNA of Triticum turgidum subsp. durum (durum wheat), 513 nucleotides long. The record is from the annotation of a GenBank genome assembly. NCBI's taxonomy places the organism in Eukaryota, Viridiplantae, Streptophyta, Magnoliopsida, Poales, Poaceae.
AUGACCGAGUUGCCUGAAACAAAAUGGAGGAAACCGGACCCAAGAUUCAUAAAACUUAAUGUUGACGCAGCUUUUUUUGCACAUGAGGGCAUUGGUGCAACUGCAGCUAUUCUCAGAGACAACAGGGGAAAUUUUAUUGCGGCUCACUGCAAAUUCAUUGCUAUUGCAGCCGAUGCUAUCACCACGAAGGCAAUGGCCAUGAGAGAUGGAUUACUAUUCGCUAAUUCCCUUGGUUUUAGUAGGAUAGAAGUGGAGUCUGAUUCCCUUCAAGUCAUUAAUUUCUGCUCUGGACAAACAAGAUGGUGGGAUGAAGCUGCAGUCGUAUUUGCAGAAUGCAUAGAUAUUUGUUCUUCUAUUGGAAAGGUCACCUUUAAGCAUUGCUUACGAUCAUAUAAUAAUGUAGCGCAUGUGCUAGCUAAUCAUAGUUAUCAUAAUAAGUCCUCUUUUAGUUGGUUGGACGAGCCUCUCGAUUUCUUGAUGAGGAAACUCGUGGACGAUGUAAGCGUGUUUUAA